Molecule: messenger RNA, 629 nt
Organism: Camelina sativa (false flax)
Lineage: Eukaryota; Viridiplantae; Streptophyta; Magnoliopsida; Brassicales; Brassicaceae
Product: heavy metal-associated isoprenylated plant protein 32-like
Source: RefSeq, a predicted model, not a curated record
GUCACAACAAGAAGCAAGAGUGACACAAGUCUUGGCCAUGGACACAUCUUCUCAUAUGUCAUGCGUUUUAAAAAUCAAUAUGCAAACCAGUGGAUGGGAAAAAUCCAUGCAUAAGCUCAUUAAGGAUAUCCCAGAUGUGACAUACACCAUCGACGCGGCGAUGGGAUUGGCAUACGUCUCCGGCAAGAUCAACCCUGAGAUUAUCCUGAAGAUUAGGAAAUGUAAGAAACAUGUUCAGCUCAUCCACAUCGACUACGGCCACAAUUUGACUCCCACCACCACUGGUUACAAUCAGCCACAACCACCAACGCCCACGUCUCAAGCGGCGGCGCAACCGUAUAUGCAUUACCUCCAAAUCCCGUACGAACAGCCUCAAGUAGCUUAUCCUUAUUUCAAUCCCUAUCUCUAGUUCUUCUGAUUAUAAUGUGUAAUUUUAUGCCAAAACGCUACAUUUGAUUUACAAAAGUAAUAAAAUAUUAUAGCAACAGUUUUCAGGUUUGAAAAUUGUAAUUUACUUCCUUUUGCUCUACAUACAGAGCAAUGAGAUGAGUUUGAGAGUAGAGUAGAAAGGCUAAAGUAAGAAGCUCAGAUGCUUGUCUUUUGGGAGAAAAACAAAAAAAAAAAAAAAA